Messenger RNA from Diospyros lotus (date-plum), 2805 nucleotides. Its product is annotated as inactive TPR repeat-containing thioredoxin TTL3. The transcript has 6 exons. Bases 959 to 2761 code for a protein of 600 amino acids. Gene Ontology annotation, cellular component: cytoplasm. The record is from RefSeq and is a predicted model, not a curated record. NCBI's taxonomy places the organism in Eukaryota, Viridiplantae, Streptophyta, Magnoliopsida, Ericales, Ebenaceae. Gene Ontology annotation, molecular function: protein binding.
AUGGCCCUUUUGGUGAAAAUAAAGGGAAAUGUUAAAAGUACUUUUUGGACAUUGAAGAUGUCGACUUUAGGACCAAAUCGUCAUAUCCUAUAGUUGUACAUAUGAUGAAAGAGAAUGAUUGAGACGAAGAAUAAAAGAAUAGAGAGGGGUCAAAUCCAUUGAUUUCUCCAAUGGACAUAACAGCUGGCAUUAACAGAAGAAGUGGGUGCUCGGACACAAACUGCUACGUGAGCCCCUCUCCAACUCCUCUCUUCGCCUUCUCUCUGUAUUUGGCUGUAAAAGGAAGGAAAAGGAAAAAGAAAAAGAAAAAGACAAUUUGUAAAUAGAAAAUUCAACAGCUUCUUUCAAAUUGUUUUCUAAAAUUUGAUGGAUUCUGCUUUCUUCCAGGACCGGGUCUCUUGGCUUUAGUUUACCAAAAUUAAAGACAAAAAAUGGAGGAGAAAAUAUUUGAAACAAACGUCUUCUUUACUCUUUCUUUCUUUCUUUCUUUUUUUAUUAUGUGUCUUAAUCAUUGUUCUCUUUUCCGAAAAUUUUCCUUUGCACGUCGGAUCCUUCUUCUCACUCAUUCAAAUCAAUUGCAAUCUCACUAACCGAACAGAAGACACAAAAUUUAAUGAGAGAUUGUUUCUUGGCAGUCAUUGCUGCAAGAUCAGGAGAGAAACCCUGAUCCAUCCGGGGGUCUACCAGUAGCAAUCUCUCCCUAUUUCUCCCUUCUUUUUCUUUUUCCUCUCUUGUGGGAUAUGGGACUUCUUGAAUUUUGAUUUCAUGUCGUUGCACUUUCUUUGUCUUUAUUUUCUUUCCGGCCCGAGACUUUCCAGGAAAAUUCCCAUGCACCGUAUUUGACAUUCAUCCCCCCACAUAUACCCUUCUUCCCCAAGCUUUCAUUCUAUCUUUUCCACUAUAAAUCCGAAACGAUUGGGCCAAACGGCCUAGGAAAAUUUUAAAUUAAUUUCGCAAAAUGGAUGAGUCGCCGGAGAAAAGAUCUGGUUGUGGCCUGUUAAGUGCAGUCCGCCGGAAUAUAUGGCCCAGAAGGACCACUUCUACGGGCUCGCUUCAUAUUUCCAAUGCCGACAACCUCGCCAGAUUGCCGAGCACGCCCAACUCGAAGAGGCGGCGAGGCGGCUCCGACGAUAUCUCCUAUCUCGACUCGUCGAGCGUUUCAUCGGAGCCGUCGUCGCAGAAGCAGGUCGACAGAAUCAUUGCCAGGCCUGGACCGAACCACGGCAAGCCGCCUUCGCAUUAUCAAAAUCAUCAACAGCCCGUGCAGAAUCACAACCAAGGAAGAAGAGCUACGGAUGGCACGAAUAUGGCAAAAACCGGGCCGAACCAGGGUCAUGGCCAAGGGAUGAAAAUUCCACAGGGCACCACCAUCUCCGGCGAGCUUGAGAGCAUGAUAAUCGAUCACCAGAGGUCUAAGGGAGCCAGUUCCCUGGUCCGAGCUUCCUCCGGCAACGUCAUGCUAUGUGGCCAUUUGGGUAACUUGAGGCAACCGGGCGCGGGCACCGGCGUUGGCGUUGGGAAUUCGACUGCAAACAGAGCUCCAAAAGAGGAGCCCUCCGUGCCAAAUGGCAGGUACCCGAAUUCUGUGAUGGGGAACAUAGUGAAGAAACAGAAUGAAGAGGCCGAUAAGUCGACUUCCCUGUGCCGAGCUCUCUCGACCAGGAUGGAUCCCGAGGAGCUGAAGAUUCUGGGCAAUGAAGAUUACAAGAACGGAAGGUUUGCAGAAGCCCUAGCUUUGUAUGAUGCAGCCAUCUCCAUCGACCCGAAUAAGGCUUCAUACCGGAGUAACAAAAGCGCGGCGCUGACCGCUCUCGGGAGGCUUCUUGAGGCCGUUUUGGAGUGCAGAGAAGCCAUUCGGAUUGAACCAAAUUAUCAAAGAGCUCAUAAUCGUUUGGCAACACUAUAUCUCAGAUUAGGAGAAGCAGAAAAGGCCAUUUAUCAUUUCAAACAUGCUGGGGUUGAAAGUGAUCCUGAUGUAGUGACUAAAGCCAAAACUCUUCAGCUGCAUCUGAACAAAUGUACAGAGGCCAAGAAACAGCGAGACUGGAACGCAUUGCUGAAAGAAUGUGGGCUGGCUAUAUCGGCCGGUGCUGAUUCUGCACCGCAGAUUUUCGCUCUCCAAGCCGAGGCGUUGCUGAAGCUCCACAGGCACCAAGAUGCCGAUGAAGCAAUGGCAAAGGGGCCGAAUUUCGACGUCGAUGAUUGCACUAAAUUCUUUGGCCCCAUCGGCAACGCUGGUAUAUUACUGAUACGGGCUCAGGUCGACAUGGUCGCCGGCAGAUUCGAGGACGCAGUAGUGGCGGCUCAACGGGCGGCUCGGCUGGACGGCAACAGCAAGGAGGCGAGCCUGGUGGUGAGGAGGACGCGGGCGGUGGCGACGGCUCGAUCGAACGGCAACGAGCUCUUCAGGGCACAGAGAUACUCGGAGGCAUGCGUAGCGUAUGGAGAGGGGCUGGACCAUGAUCCCUUCAACCCCAUCUUGCUCUGCAACCGAGCCGCUUGCCGCUCCAAACUCACCCAGUUCGAGAGAGCCAUUGAAGACUGCAACUCCGCCCUUAGUGUCCGCCCCGCCUACAGGAAAGCCAGAUUAAGACGAGCUGAUUGCUACGCCCAGUUGGGAAAAUGGGAAGCGUGCAUACAAGAUUACGAGGUGAUGAUUAGGGAGACGCCCGAAGACGAGGAGGUGGGCAGGAACUUGAAGGAUGCUCGGGAACAGCUCAAGAAACAGCGUGGCCAAGACCAAUUUGGUGCUGUAAAUUAAAAGCCAAAAAAAAAAAAAGAAAAACACAUAAGCUCGCCAAGGAA